AUGGAGGGGAGAGGAAAGAUGGAGGGGAGAGGAAAGAUGGAGGGGAGAGGAAAGAUGGAGGGGAGAGGAAAGAUGGAGGGGAGAGGAAAGAUGGAGGGGAGAGGAAAGAUGGAGGGGAGAGGAAAGAUGGAGGGGAGAGGAAAGAUGGAGGGGAGAGGAAAGAUGGAGGGGAGAGGAAAGAUGGAGGGGAGAGGAAAGAUGGAGGGGAGAGGAGAUGGGGGAGAGGAUGGGAGAGAGGAAGUAUGA
Molecule: messenger RNA, 246 nt
Organism: Penicillium hordei
Lineage: Eukaryota; Fungi; Ascomycota; Eurotiomycetes; Eurotiales; Aspergillaceae
Exons: 1
Coding region: 1-246 (81 amino acids)
Source: RefSeq, a predicted model, not a curated record